Molecule: messenger RNA, 684 nt
Organism: Fomitopsis serialis
Lineage: Eukaryota; Fungi; Basidiomycota; Agaricomycetes; Polyporales; Fomitopsidaceae
Exons: 4
Coding region: 1-684 (227 amino acids)
Source: RefSeq, a predicted model, not a curated record
AUGGCCCUUCCUGUCGUUGCGCAGGUUGCGACCGCGCGAAUACUGCAAAAGCUGCAUCGUCAGGGGAAACUAUCCGACGCAGAAUGGGAGCGCCGCAGGCGUGAGGCCAUGCAUUUCUUUCUUCCUGCCAACUUGCGGCCGCAUCUUGACCAGGAAUGGCUGGACAAAGGGGGCUCAUCCGAAGUCUUCCUGUCCGUCAACCUCUUCUACUGCACCCUGCCCUUUAUGCCUACCUGCGACGACUCUUCGUCUCCAGAUGUCCCUCGAGAGCAAAUGUCAAGUUACAUGCACCAUCCGCUUUUCCUGGAGAUGGUGGAGGCUAGCCUACAACCAUCUGUCUCGAAACGAAGACUCAUUGCAUCCCUCUGGGAUGGUCGUGCAUCUGGAGAGCCGCCCCAAAGCGAGAUACUGCCGACUGUAUUCGGAGACGAUACCACGUUCACCGUCGGCGUCUCCAGCGGUGGGAAUUACGACGUACUGCAACCUUCGCACUACCCGCUCCCUCCUAGCGGCGAAGAGGCCACCUGCAGUGCUGCCGAAGCGACUAGCGCUGCGAUGCAUCCGCUCCUUCGGAUUACUUCAUGGGAGACUCAUCUUCAUGUAAGGCCCGCGUACUUCUACCUGGUCCACGAAUGGUUCGAAGAGGUUGAGCACGUCCUCGUAUGGUAUCUCGGGCACGAGUGA